UCAACAUCAGCUGCAUCAGCAACAACAACAACAACAACAACAUGUAGACAAUGUGGAUGCUAUUGCUAAUUCAGCUCAGUCGCAUCGCAGGCAAAAACAGAAUGAAGCGAUCAGCGCUGAGCUAUUAAAUACCACCAGCGAUAAGCCCGCCCAGCAACAACAGCAGCAGCAGCAUCUCUCCGCUUUCCAGCAAUACGCUGCAAAGCGACGUGAAAGUCUUGAAGCCUCGACACGCAACUUCAACGAGAAGCUGGAGGCGCGUAGAAUGCUCUACCACAUGGGUGGUAAUGGUGGCUCAGCUGCUGAGAAUGCCGUACCCACGUAUUUGUUUGGUGAGCACUACUAUGGAACGCCUACCGCUAUGCCCAAGUCCAAUGGCCGCCCCUCGCACAGCAAAGAGGAAAUUUUCCUCAAUAAGUCCGGCUGGGUACAAGUGAGCUCGAAGGUGAAAAGCGACAACCAAAAUCGACGCUAUAACCAAGUCCAGCACAAUAGCGACAAUAGCCGUGGUCCGAUACGCCCGCUGCAUGCGGACUAUGCUCGGCAGUCGUUUAAUCUGCCGGAGCGCAAUUCAAAGUUCGUGGGCUCGAAGGUGGAGGAGCUAAUACAACGCAAUGAGGUGCGUCUGGGUGGCCGGGAUACUGCAUUGCGCCCAGGCUAUCGCAUCAUUGAUCCGCAGCUAGCAAACAUACUCAACGAGCGUCCCGGUUUUCUGCCCGUAAAGAGCACAAACGAUCUAGAAUCCCCGCCACCCAUAACCCCCAUUCUAUCGCCGCCGCCAGCAUUUCAGGACAACAGCAGCAGCAGCAGUCGUGUUCCACGUCACCAAGAGCGUCGCAAAAUAACACGCCAGCCAAACACUGGGGUCCAGCAAACAGUGAAGAUACAGCAACCAGAACCCCUGCCCGCAACUCAACUUCAGCAUAUCAGCACAGCCGCUAAUACCAAGGGCAUGGUCUUCUCGCGCAGCUUUGAGUAUGACACGCGUCGUGCCACAGCCGCUAGCAAUUAUAUGGAAACCUUUUCGCGCAGCUUUGACGGCAAUCUCUCAGAGCGGCCGGCGCCCUUGCCCUCGCUAGCCGUGCAGCGGGAGCGCUCUCUCAACUUUAGCUCGCUCACCGGCAACUCGCCCAAUUAUCUAUCAAAGCGAGAGGGCACAGCCAGCGCCAGCGGCAGUGGCAGCAACAGAUCAUUGCGUAGUCGGGACAAUUCACCCAAGUACUUGCAACCGCAGCAACAAAUACACAAAGACGCCAGUCCGCAGAACACAGCCUACCUGAACGCCUCUGUGAAGGAAGCACCGCCUGCGUACAGCGCGAACAGCGUCCAUCAAGCCAAGUACUCGCCCCGCGUUCGCCACGAUCGCACCUUUGAGCGCUCCAAAAGCCAUAAUGUAAUUGGACGUUCGCGAAAAUCACAGUUUAGUCACGUGAACAAAAGCGCUGUGGGUGCUCCAACUGGUGCUAGCUCAGCCACAAUGCCCAUGCCACCCGUUGGCCUAAGCAUGUCGCGUUUUCGCAGCCUCGACACCACCAUCAACAACCGCCUCAACUCAUGCGAUAGCGGUGCUCGUUCAGAUCUAUCGAAUGAUGAGUUGGAUAACGACGAUGGCAGCUCAACGGAAUUCCUCUCAGUCAAUAACUAUCAGUUCGCUAGCGUGGCCAUGGGCAGUGUUAGCAUCUCUCCCUUCAAAACACAACGCCAGCGAUCCCUAACUCCUGACCGCAAUGAUUCGCACAGCUCAUCGAGUAGUUUGCGUAAGCAGCGCUCCUUGACUCCGGAAUCGCGUGCAAUAACGCCAGAGGAACGGCGCAAGAAAGGAUCGCAAAUGAGCUCGCGGCAAAACUCAAGCUCACGAAGCAACACAUUGGAGCGACGCCAGCGACAUGAUGAUAAGACGCCGGCUACUAUAUCGCGCAGCUCCUCCAGCUCCAGUUACAGUGGAGGUGGUGGUGAACCGCAUGAACCGUUGAAUAGCAGCCCAAUUACAAAUGCUGUUGCCUCUGCAGUCCCCGGGGGCGGAAUCAGUGCUUCUCCAAAUCUUAGGCGUGCAGUAAGCCGCACUGCUGCCAAACAAGCAGAGCAGGAGCAUCUAAUACGACGAUCCAGAUCCCUACAACUUAGUGAGCGUUCACCAAAUCGCACACACAAGUCCGUCGUCAGCGUGGGUCCUGGCUUGGCAUCCACGCAGCAGCAGCAACAGCAGCAGUCAACUUUACAUUACCAGCAGCCGAGCGUGAGCGUCUUCCCCAACACACUGCGCACGGCCGUUCCCAAUAAUAUCAUAAGCAGCAGCUCUAAUAGCUCAACACGUUUGCGCCAGAGCGAUGUGGACAAGUCUUGCUCCUUUGAUUUUGACUACAGCAACUACAAUCGAGGCAGUGUAGCACGCUCCGCUGCCCACAGUCACAUUCACAGCCACACCGCCCACCCCAAUACCAGUGGAAGUGGAGGCGAUAGCGGCAGCAAUCAGAACCUCCGCCUGGACUUUGACAAAAGUCGCUCCUUCGACGAUGACUACCGCGAAGCUUUGCUCAACAACAAUGCUGCCAGCAAUCGAUACCUGCAGUCAGGAGCUGAAACUACUGCGGCCACAUCAUCUGGACGUUUGCGCAAGUCCAAUUCGCCGGUGGAGCGCAACACUUCGCGCUCGCCACAAUCUUCAGGCUCAUCCUCCCAUAAUCUCCACUUGCCCACGCAGCGACGCACGGGCAGCCCACAAAACCAAACGCCCAGUCUGGGCUAUGGCACACGGCUCUGUGACCAUGAGCUGACCUACGAAAUGCUAAGGAAGUCACCCAUUAUGAAUUUUCGGCGAGGUGAUAGUGACUAUGAGCUUCCCAUGCAGCUGCGCAAUCGCGAAACUAUCAACUCCGGUGGCAACAGCGAGCUUAACUUUAUGAGCAACGAGACGCGGAUCUAUGAGCAUCAACACCAGCACCGAUCCAGCUCAAAACGUGAGGAUCAUCUCUUCAGGCAGAGUCAGGGAGCGACGCCGCGCAGCAGCAGCAGUCCCAACUCAACUGAACAGCCAACGACUAAGAAAUGCAGCAAAACCCUAAAAUUUUGCGAUUAUUGGCCACGUUGCGAUGCAUGCAAUAACAAUUCUAAUAGCAAUAGUAAAAGCAACUUGCAUCCUUCGCUGGCAAAACAGAGUCAAACAAAGUCUUACGCUAUACAAAGGCAAAGUUCAUUGCCCGCCGUUGUCCAGGCGCAUGUCUCCACGGUGCCCGUUAAUGUGCCUGUCGCAACUGCCACAUCGCAGUGGACACUGCUGUGCACCGGCGGCGCCGUCAAUGCAGCCGAAGAUCGCUCGCAGCUUACUGCGAUUAUACGACCACGUGUCAUACCCUUGACCGCCAGUUCUUUGGUGCUCUUAGGAGAUUGCGAUCUGGCCACUAAGCCGCAACCAGAACAACAGCAACAUCAGCAGGAGCAUCUCAAUGCGAAUAUGGAAACUUUUAUGGGGCAAGCCAAAAAUACGCUGAAAAUUGUAGCCCCAGGUGACAUAAUAAGUCCCCAGCGCCAGCAACAGGCCAACGAAAACAGAAGCAACGACGACAACAGCAGCAACACAGAAUUCGCAUUAUUGGCGGAUAUAAGCAGCAAUGGCAGCCGGAAGCGGCCACGUUGCCAUUCAUUGCCUGAUAGACGCUUUGGCGAGAGUAUGCCAAAAAAUUCGAAAGACGGACCGGCGGUGAUUGGUACAAGAGCUAAUGGCUACGGCGAAUGUCUGUCGCAACAAAUGCGGGCAAUCUCUAGUCCUGCUCUUACGGAUAACACUGAAGCAGCCGCUCAACAGCCACAGACAAAGUUUGUCGCACCAACAGAUGAAACGGCAAAAAAUGCUGACGGCAACUGCAAUGCAAGUACAUCUGGGACAGCUGAAAGUCUGAGUGUCUUUCAGAAAUUUAAACGCAAUUUUCACAAUUUGAAUAACAAAAAUCAACUGCAUAUCAACUCGACACCAACAACAACAACAGCAGUGGCAGCAACAGCCGCAUCGCCAGCGACAGAAACCAAAGCAUCACCCACAACGCCCACAGUGUGUAUAACAGCACCAGCAGCAGCAUCAACGUCAGCUGAGACCAACAAUGAUGAGUGUAAUGGAGGAGAUAGCACCUCUGGCAGAUAUCGUUUCGGUCCGCUUAUUUGGCGAACGUCAAAGGAGCGCCGCAAGACAAAGUUCAAUCGACGCGACAAAUGUAAUUCUGGAGAUUCUGGCAUACAGAUCGAAAUUGAGCAGGAUGAACAGUAUGUUCGAGGCCUCAGCAAUGAACAGCAAGGCGCAGCUGGUGCGGCAGUCACUAGCACACCAAAGAGUGUGUUCAAGCCACGCUCCAUACGCCGCACACAUUCAGCCAAAUCGAGUAAUGUCUUGGCGGCGACAGGCGGUAAUGCAGGCAAACCGCCCGUUUAUAGGCAGCAUCAACUAACCAGAGCCUGUUGCACGGAGCGCGAGGCCCCAGAAUCGUUGCCCACACGAUCGCUUAGCCAACCAAAUGGGCUGGAUAAUUAUGGGAUGCGCCGAAGCGUAAUGGAGGAUAGCGACAGUGACAGUGUUGCCUCCCACGAAGAAGGCAGCAGUUAUUAUCCGAUUUAUGCGGAAGUGUUGUACAACUUCACCGCGGCUGGUCCGCAAGAGCUGGGCCUGGAGCGGGGCACUCUCAUUGAAAUAUUGCGAAAGGAGGUCGGACCCUGGUGGUUUGGACGCAUUAAAAAAGAUGAUGCAAGUCUGUUUGAGGAAAUACUGGAUCCGGAACUUGGAUGGUUCCCGAAGGACUUUAUACGCAUUAUUCAUAGUCCCGAGACCGAUGCCUUCUACAAUCUGCAUAAAACGUCGGCCAGCGAAGUGCCUGAAGCUGCUACAGCGCCAGCAGACAGUGAAGUGCCAGUGAUUGUGACUGAGCUCAACAGCAGCAUCGAGGAAGCUGAUACCACCAUGACUAUGGACCAAAGCAACAUAACUACCAUAGUCAUCGAGUCGCCUCCAGCGACAGUUGAUGAGCAAACUAGUGAAAUAACUGCAUUGCAUCCUUCAUCUGCAACACUCAUUAGUGUACCAGUGAAUAGCGCUGAGUUACUGCGUCGAAGCGCUGUGCGCGAGCUGCUCGAAACUGAAGUCAAUUACGUCAAACUUCUGGCCUCCAUCUGUGACGGUUACCUGCCUGCGAUGAGCAAACGUAUUGACAUUUUCUCGCCGAAUAGCAUUCGACUGAUAUUUUCGAAUAUAACGUCAAUCUAUAAGUUCCAGAAAAGGUUUCUGGAGGCACUGCGGAAAGGCAUCGAGCAAAAUCAAUUAUCCAAGGUGUUCCUUAAGAUGCAUAAAGGAUUUCUAUGCUACUCUACAUACUGCAAUGCGUAUCCUCGUGCACUCAUCGAACUCGAGUCCUACGAUCGUGUUAAGGAUGCACGCACUGUUUUAGAGAAUUGCCGAGAGUCAGAGAAUCUGGCUGAGCUUCCAUUAUCAGCACAUCUUUUAGCACCGGUUCAACGCAUUUGUCGCUAUCCCUUGCAUCUUAACGAGAUUAUUAAGUCAACGUCAAAAAGUGCCAGCAUGGAGGCCACCCCAGCGACAAAUUCAGAUGAGCCAGAUGGAAAUGGACUCAGCAACGUGGAAUACCAAGACUAUGAUCAACUGGAUGUAGGCCAGUUGGAUGUGCCCGAUACGCUGGAGAGCGUCCAUCAGGCGCUUGAUAAGAUGCGUGGUAUCACAGAAGCUGUCAAUGAAGGCAAACGCCACAGUGAGACUAUUGCACGACAUCAGUCCAGCUUCCAAAACUUUAAGGGCCCGCCGCUGCACCUACAUAGUACGCGUUUCUUUCUACAAGUGGACGCGACGCGCCAGAAACAGAACCUAUGGAACAGCAGCUAUACGUUAUUCUUAUUUGAUAACCAAUUAGUUUAUUGCAAGCGGGAUAUUAUCAAGCGCAGUCACUUCAUCUACAAAGGACGUAUUUUUCUAGAUCGCUGCCGUGUCGUGAACGUGCGGGAUGGCAAAAUGUUUGGUCACACUAUUAAGAACUCCCUGCGCAUCUACUGUGAGUCGCGAGACAAAUGGUAUGACUUCAGUUUUCGUUCGGCAAAUCGUAAGCAUCGUUUUCUAAACACGCUCGCCUUGGAACGGCAAUUUGGAGGUAAAGCGCUGUACGUUUCCGAAAUGACUGGAUUCGAGUACAACUUUGAUGAGCGCACGGGUGACUACUCCGAUCAAUCAGACUAUGAGCUGCCUGAAUGCGAUCACGCAUUGGGCACUACUUCAGCUAGUGGCGACAGCUCAGUACCCGAGUCACCGGCCAAGUCGCCGUAUCGCUCUUGCGAUACUUUACCAAAAAAGUCGCAAUCACGUGACGGCCUCGCAAGUUCUAGUAACGCAUCUGGAUCUGGAUCGGUAUCAGGCUCAGGACAGAUACUGACUACAACGUCCACUGGCUCAUUAGGUCGUCGGCGCCUGGGCAAUUGGUUUCGAAAACCAAAGAGCACCAACUGCACGCCAAGCCAGUCACCAACGCACAAGUCUGGCUUUGAUGCGGAUGUCACCCUGACAGCAGCACGUGUGGCAGCUAUCGAAUUGGUUGAAGCAGCUGCCGCCGAGCAAGAGGUGGACAGCUCGUAUGCUUAGUCAUCACACCAUAUUUAAACAUAUAUACAUAAUAUGCAUAUAUUUGCAUAUAUAAUGCUAAUCCCAACAGUGCAACACAUACUCAAAUGCAAGUACAUGCAAGUAUGCCUACAUGCAAACAGUAUUUGCCACAAUCAUUAUAAACAUACAUUUACUAGUAGAAGCAAAAGAAAAUUAUUAAACUAUAUUUUACUCGUUCUUUAAUUUGUUACCAUUUUAAAUACUAUAAAUUUAUUUAUUUUUGUACUCAGUGAAUAAGCCAAGUCUACAAGUCUGUUAUCUGUAUAUAAUCAAACUUUCGUCAUAAGUUUGUAAUAAACAUGUUCUUCUAAUUAUUUUUUUUAUUUAACCCAAACUUUAAGAACUUUGUUUAUACGAUGGUAAUUACAAAUUUACACUUGUUAAUUAAUUUGAUGUUGUCAAUACCAAAAACACUAUCGAUCCAACUUAGUAAAAUUCUAUUUGAUUUGUUCCCUGCAGUUUAAGCUGCAAAUUGUUUAAUUGUUAUAAGAAUUCAAGAGAAAUGCAUAUACAUAUAUAGAAAAAUUAUAAUACUCACAUGCUUAGAUAUAUAUACAUAUAUACUGACAUGCAUAGAAUGUAUCAGUAUCAUGAGUUUUUAAGAAGGUAAAAAUCCAAUUACGACAACUAAAAUAGUACCUUUUUAAUUUGAAUACUUUCAUGAAAAUCUAUCAUAUAAUGCUAACAUACUCAUAAAAACUUUAAGAUAAAUGAGCGAAUUUAAUUUCCUUAAGAAAAAUCUCUUGUAUGCCAAAAUUGGUUACAUUUAGUCGCGUUUAGUUAAUGCGGAACUACAAAUUUUUUAAAGCAAUUACCUAUUUGAUAGAGUUUGUAAGACACUUAAAUUAAAAGCAAUUUUUUAUUUGUUCGCCAAUAUUAAUGUUUAGUGUCAAUCUUCUAUAAUAGCCUAUUAUUAAACUGUAAUACAAGAAGUAGCCCAAAGCAAUUUGGUUAGCUCUGUCGCAGAAUUCUGAAUACGAUUAAAUGAACUUGAACACGCGUGAAACUAUGAAAUAGCGAACGACAUGUUCUAAAAUUUUAAAACAAAAGUAUAUGAUAAUAAAUACUAUAAAAGUUAA
This is a messenger RNA of Drosophila busckii, 7722 nucleotides long. RefSeq lists its product as uncharacterized. Lineage: Eukaryota; Metazoa; Arthropoda; Insecta; Diptera; Drosophilidae. The transcript is spliced from 12 exons. Gene Ontology annotation, molecular function: protein binding; guanyl-nucleotide exchange factor activity. Bases 266 to 6622 code for a protein of 2118 amino acids. The record is from RefSeq and is a predicted model, not a curated record. Gene Ontology annotation, cellular component: cytoplasm.